AUGGCCGACGUAUUUUUGAGUUUCUUCCGGAGUUCCUUGCCCGAUGAACUUGCGGCGGUAAUCGAGACUACCAUCAAGGCGACCGAAUCAGGGGACUUUCAGUUUGUGCUUCAAUCACCAGAGGCACAACUAUUACUAGGCCAUCAGGACGAUGAAAUUACUAAGAACGUCAAGAGAAGCGAUUUUGGACUGUGGAGCGACUAUAUUUUCCAUCGCCUUGGGUCAAUAUUGUCAAAGCGAAAGGAAGAAGAGUCUACUCCCGCAAACGAAACUGCGUUUUAUCGACAGCAUGUCUAUUUCUUGAUUGCAGUUGCUGCGCUACAUGCGUUCCUACAGUCGAAUGUUACUGGCCCACCGCUACCUUUCAAGUCGGCUGAAGUGCUGCUACCAAAGGAUAUCGCAGGUGACGCGAAAGCCCUGACUAAAACGCGCGGAGAACUUGUUACAUCAUUGAACGCCGACGGUGUUGCAGCAUAUAGGCUCACGCCAAAUAUCGAGCUGCUUUGCUUAGCAGACACCAUUCUCAUCAGCCCGCCCAUCCAGAAGAACAUUCCCGUCUCAGUAUGGGCCAGACUAAGGACCAACUUUAUCCACCAGAGACUGCUCAGUGAGGCAGCGCCAAGCCUGCAGGACGCCAUCUACGACAAUCUCAAGGGUGUGGAAGACCUAAUUCAGAACUCGGGAAAGAUCUAUGAAAUCAAGGAUUUGCACACGACAUUUUUGCUUGAGCGUGCAGCUAUCCAUACACACCACGGUCUCGAUAAGAAGGCCCGAGCGGACCUCGACCAAGCGGCCUCUGAGCGCAAGUUCGAAUUUGCACUGACUGGUUUGAUGGGCAAGAGAACAAAGUUCCAGCAAAAAGACACAAGUCAAUUGAUUGUACUUGCUCGGAGCGCGGGAUCAGAAGCCAGUGGGACCACAGAAGAAACCUCGAAGCCCAAGAAGCUGGAUCUGAAUGACGACACACUGCUCGAGUCUAUUUCAUUUACAAACGACGCUGUUUCCACUGAGAUCAAAGACGAGUCAGAAAUCCCUGCAUCGCUUCAAUCGAUAGACCCGUCGAAUCAACCACUGCUCGAUCCACUCGACUCGGUCAUUAUGCUUUCGCUGGCCGAGAGUAUCAAGAACACCAACCCCGCAGAUGGCCUUACACGCGAGCAAACGGAGCCGUACGCAACACGAGUGCUGGAGGGCGGCAGUUCCAAUUGGCAAGUUUACACUCAGGCUCUUCUCGUGCGCAGUCGUAUCGAAGGUUAUAAGCCGCGUACCAUGGAGCGAGGCUUGCUGCAACUACAAGCACUUGUCGAUCAAUCGGCGUCUGUUGAAGAGCGUCUACGCUACAUCUUCCCGCUCUGUUCGCCGUCGCGAUGGGAACUCGAGUCUGAGCUGGCAGCUCGCUGGGUUGCAUUGGGUGGUCUCCGAUCUGCGCUUGAAAUCUACGAGAGAUUGGAACUGUGGGCUGAAGCAGCAUUGUGCUACGCUGCUACUGAGAAGGAAGACCGAGCACGCAAGAUUAUCCGAAGACAGCUUUUCCACGCCACCAACGGCGAUGACGAGAAGGUGGAUAUGGACGCAGAAAUGUGGCAAGGAGCAGAACGAGAUCCUCCACCAGCCGAAGCACCACGCUACUACUGUAUACUAGGUGACAUUGACAAAGACCUCUCCCUCUACGAAAAAGCAUGGCAAGUAUCGGGAAAACGCUAUGCUCGAGCCCAACGCUCGCUCGGUCAACGCUACAUCGCAGCGCGCGACUACGAAAAAGCAGCAGAGGCCUAUUCGCUCUCGUUGAAAAUCAACGCCCUCCACCACCCGGCCUGGUUUGCCCUAGGCUGCGCCCGCCUCGAGCUCCACGAGUUCAAAAACGCCGUCGAAGCCUUCUCGCGCUGCGUCCAGCUCGACGACCAAGACGCCGAAGCAUGGAGCAACCUCGCGGCUUCGCUAUUACACCUGCGCCCCAAGCAAGUGACAAACCACCCGCGCACCGAUGCACUCAAGGCCUUCAAGCGCGCAGCAACAAUCAAACACGACGACUACCGAAUCUGGAACAACGUCCUCGCCGUCGCCACAUCGACGAGCCCGCCCUCGUGGCAAGACGCCAUCACAGCCCAACGCCGCAUCUGCGAGCUGCGCGGCCAGACGGACGGCGAAAAAUGCGUAGACGCCGAGAUCCUCAACAUGCUCGUCAAACACGUCGUCUCAUCCGACGACGGAUUCGAUAUCUCGCGCCCCGGCCUCGCGCGCAUGGCAAACGACCUCAUUGAAAAACACGUCAAGCCGCUGAUUACGGUUUCCCCGCACCUCUGGAUCAUACUCGCCACACUGUAUACGCACACGCAGCGUCCCGCGUCGGCGCUCGAGUGCCACGAGAAGGCGUGGCGGGCGGUGACGUCGCAGCCGCGCUGGGAGGCGGGCACGGAGGCGGAGUGGAAUGCCGUCGUGGAUAUGACGGUCGAUCUGGUGGAUGCGUACGAGACGCUUGGUCCGCGUGAGCGCACUGAGGGAUUGAGUGCGGGCAGUGGCGAGCUGGUGGCCAAGGACUGGAAGUUCAAGAGUCGCAGUGCGGUUAGGAGUGUUAUGGGCAAGGGCAAGGAGAAUUGGGAGGAUACGGCUGGGUGGGAGAAGUUGGUCGAGAGGUUGGAGGAGUUGAAGGCGAGGGAAUAGUUGUGGGCAUGUGGUUGUAGUGUUUGUGAGGUAAGGGACUAAAGAUUAAAAGUUGAUAGAUGGUUAUAGGAUUCACCAAUUUCGUCGUUGUUGUUGUU
Molecule: messenger RNA, 2759 nt
Organism: Bipolaris maydis ATCC 48331
Lineage: Eukaryota; Fungi; Ascomycota; Dothideomycetes; Pleosporales; Pleosporaceae
Source: RefSeq, a predicted model, not a curated record